CGGCGCACAGCGUCGACUGCUGAAACCGCUGCCUCUUGGUGCUCAGAAAGGGACAGAAUUCGGGCGCGGAGACGAACUGGGACGGUCCUUCGCACGCAGUCUGCGAUUCGAUCCGAUGCAGUCGACUACCGGUAGCGCUGCGUUUGGCAGCCGGUAAUGGUCAGCCGUGGGAGGCAAGGGCUGGUCCGAGAGAGAUGGCGGCUGGGGCCUCUCUGGUUGGCGGUUCGAACCACGCCGCCCUCGUGGACUGGAUUGGGAGUGUCUCAUGUGGAGUGGGUUCCACGGACGGUUGGAUUCGCGGGAGCAGUUCCCUUGGCGCGCCUCCCACUGCUACCGGUAGCCGCGGCAGCGCGCGCAACGUACGGUGCAGAAGAGAGGUGCUGGUCGCCCGCCUGGGGACCUGGGCGGGCUCUGGCCAACUUGUAAGUGCUGACUGGGGCGUGUCAGGACAACGUGGCAGACUCGAUCUCGACCGAGGGCGCAAUCACACGCGCGCACUCCCGAAAAGACGCGCACUCACCGCGCAGCAAAACGUGGUUCUAGCCAGGGAGAGUCUUACGGCCCUGCUCCGCCUCUGCGCUGCCGUCAGUCUUUCGCCGCCAUCGCCUCUGCCUCGGCCGCCAUGCCGACGUCUUCGUUUCCGUGACCUCGCGCCUCAGCGGCCAUACCUACCUUGUUCGUUUCCCGCCGGGGAGGAGGCGACCAGGGCGCUUUGUGGCCAUGCCGAACAACUAAUAGGUGUUGUCGAGCGCGCAAGGCCGGGGUUCGAACCCUGCCGCCGUCGUCUUGCUCGUCGCCGCCCUGCUGCGGAUGCCCUCCGCCACCCUCGCUGGGCCCCAAUUAGGUACUCGAGGUUAAGAUCGGCGGUGCGGAGGAGCCAACUACGGCCGUUGACUCUCAUAUCGGGGAAGGAUCGUGUUUUUUUCCCGCCCAGAGGGUCAAGCAAAUCGGCGGGCGUUGUCCUUGCCGACACCAUGGAGCAGGGCGGCGGUCGAUGGAGCAAACAGGAUUACGAAGAGAAAGGUGUGGAUUAUGAGGAGGGUUUCUUCAAGAACUCCCGGGGCAUGUCCCUGUUGACAUCGACAUGGCUUCCGGCCGGCAAGGAGCCCAAGGCGGUUGUCUUCUUUUGCCAUGGCUAUGGUGUAGAGUGCUCCAUCUACAUGGCCGAAACUGCUUUGCGGUUUGCGAGCGCCGGGUAUGGUGUUUUCGGACUGGAUGUUGAAGGCCAUGGCCGCUCGGAGGGCCUGCGCUGUUUCAUUGCGGACGCAGACAAGAUGGUGGGAGAUUGCGUGGACUAUUUCAAGACAGUGAGGGAGCAGGCCGGGUUCAAGAAGAAGGCAAGGUUCCUCUACGGGGAAUCGAUGGGGGGAGCAACUUGUCUGCUGAUACAUCGGAAGGAGCCUGAAGUAUGGAACGGCGCCAUUCUCGUGGCGCCGAUGUGUAAGAUAUCGGAGAAGGUGAAGCCUCCCGCGAUCGUGACACGUGUCUUAACGAAGGUGGCGGCUUUUGCUCCCAGGUGGAAGAUUGUGCCGACCAAAGACAUCAUCGAUAGCGCUUACAAGGAUCCAGCCAAACGAGAGUUCGUGCGAUCCAUUCCGUACACGUAUCAGGACAGACCGCGUUUGGGAACGGCUCUGCAGUUGUUGCAAGUGAGCACGGAUCUCGAAGGCCGUCUGGAGGAGGUGACCAUCCCCUUCCUCCUGCUCCACGGUGAGGCGGAUACUGUAACCGAUCCGGCGGUGUCGCAGGCGUUGUACGAGGAGUCCAAGAGCUUCGACAAGACAUUCAAGGUGUACCCAGGCAUGUGGCAUGCACUGACAUCAGGAGAGCCAGAUGACAACGUGGAGAUCGUCUUCCGGGACAUUUUCGAGUGGUUGGAGUCUAGGUGCAUGGUUGGAAGUUUGUCCUCUCAGCAACGGCAACAGCAACAGUAGAUAGCAGCGUACAGCAGCUGUAUCCGGAACAGUGGCCACCUCGGACCCUGAGCGAGAACCGCUGUCUGCAGCGAGGAGGAUAUACGGAGAGAGAGUGAGAGAGACAGAGAGACACACAGAGAGAGAGAGAGAGAGAGAGAGAGAGAGAGAGAGAGAGAGAGAGAGAGAGAGAGAGAGAGAGAGAGAGAGAGNGACAGAGAGACACACAGAGAGAGAGAGAGAGAGAGAGAGAGAGAGAGAGAGAGAGAGAGAGAGAGAGAGAGAGAGAGAGAGAGAGAGAGAGAGAGGAGGUUCUCUGCUUUCACGAAGCGAUGGAGGCUGGAAUGACGGGAAGGGGUGUCGCAGUACCUUUGUACGUAUCCAUUUACCGAUGGUCAAUUAUUACCUGAAAUAGGAAAAUGCAUUCCUUGUUUGUCGAUUAGUCAGAAUUUGCCAUGUUCUUGCAUGCGGUAUGGAAGUGACUGAAUUUGAGGUUCUCUUUUGGCCGUUUUGUAGCGAGGUUGAAGAAGGGGAGGAAAGAGCAGACGUUACAAUUGGAUAUUAAGCUGAUGAGACUUUUCUUGAAAGUUAUGAAUAAGGGUUAUCUCGAUCCCGUGUGUUAAUUAACGGUGGAAGUCUGACGACGUGUAAUAUGUGGAGGAGAUCCGAUAGGGUGUAAUCUAACGAUGGAAAUUUGGUGGCGCGAAAUCUAAUGGCGGAUCACGUGUCAGCUGACGAUGGUUCUUGUGCACCAGGCACCAGGCAGAAGGCUUGAUUUCCAAUCGCUAUUCCCUGGCAGUGCAGGACAUUUCUAGUCCGUGGAUGUGGAUCGUGCACCUUGACGUUGGGGUUGAAUAAUUUUUCGCCUAUUGGCUGGUUGGCUGACGAUGUGGAGCGUAGUGCAUAAUAUAUUGUCACACUGGAAAUCAGAGCGCAAAAGCGGAAAAAGACAAAACAAGAAAAAGAAAAGAAGUAAGGAAGGAAAGCCCCACCUGUUCGUCACCUACCGCGGUGAUCACUGUCACAUCAACACAGAGAGAGAGAGAGAGAGAGAGAGAGAGAGAGAGAGAGAGAGAGAGAGAGAUGGAAAAGUGCUAUCACUGCGUCCUUCUGUUAUAUUUUCUUGCUUUGAUUUCGCAUAUGUAUCCUUGGUUGACAGGUGUGUGAUGAUGUGGGACAGUGCGGGACAAGU
This is a messenger RNA of Chara braunii, 3105 nucleotides long. NCBI's taxonomy places the organism in Eukaryota, Viridiplantae, Streptophyta, Charophyceae, Charales, Characeae. The record is from the annotation of a GenBank genome assembly.